Messenger RNA from Magnusiomyces paraingens, 1563 nucleotides. RefSeq lists its product as uncharacterized. Gene Ontology annotation, biological process: endosome transport via multivesicular body sorting pathway; GPI anchor biosynthetic process. Gene Ontology annotation, molecular function: hydrolase activity. Bases 1 to 1563 code for a protein of 520 amino acids. Gene Ontology annotation, cellular component: ESCRT I complex; endoplasmic reticulum. The record is from RefSeq and is a predicted model, not a curated record. NCBI's taxonomy places the organism in Eukaryota, Fungi, Ascomycota, Dipodascomycetes, Dipodascales, Dipodascaceae. The transcript has 3 exons.
AUGGAAGUUCCACCACCUUACGCACCAACAACAUAUUCUGGGGGUAGUCUUAAAAAAGCUUUCUUAAGGGAUUCAAUCGACCAUAAUGAGUAUACACCUACCUGCUUAAGACUUAUUGCACAGUAUAAUGCAAUGCUGAAAAACGAAGCUGUUAAUAAAGAGUUUGGCUCGUUAGAAAAAUUUAAAGACCGUUUUGGACUAGAGUAUGUAUUAGGAAUUGAAAGAUUAAAAGUCGGUAUCCCAGUAACUUUUGGCGAAACAGUGUCUACUGCUAAUACUGCAAUUCAAACACAAGUAUCGGAUAUUGAUUUUAAUAAAAAUUCUGGUAAUGAUCUGUCAGGUGGCAAAAUGAAGGGUGGUGCCAAAUCUAUAGCUGAAAUUACUGGGAAUUUUAUUACAUGUAUGGAUGCUGUUAGGUUGAAAUACAGAGCAAAAGAUCAGCUCCAUCCUUUGUUAAGUGAGUUGGUAACUAGUCUUAAUAGAAUUACCAUCGAUGGGAAAGACUUUACAGGAAAAGGGACCUCUUGCUAUUGGAAGGAUGAUAAGGACCUCGUUCGUUUAGUUGCUUUUGGAGACCCUCAAAUAAGAGGUGUUAAUUCUGCUUCUUCUUUAAGAACAAAGAUUGACAUUUGGGGGAAUGACUACUAUCUUGCACAUAUAUAUAAAGUCUUAGUUCAGUUUCUUGAGCCUACACAUGUUUCUAUUAUGGGAGAUUUAAUUUCCUCCCAGUGGAUAUCUAAUAAGGAAUUUUAUGAACGAGAACAAAGGUUCUCUAAGAAAAUUUUUAGAAAAGACAUUCUUUUGAAAAACACACAUUUUUUUAAUAUUUGUGGAAAUCACGAUAUUGGAUAUGCUGGUGAAAUGACUAAAGAACGAGUUGAUCGAUUUGAAAAGCUGUAUGGCUCUGUCAACUUUGUGAAUUAUUACCCAGAGGGAUAUCGAAUUGUGGUCUUAAACUCAUUGGCAAUUGAUGGACCGGGAUGGGAAAAUAUUUACUACGAUCAAACUUUAAAAUUUCUCCAUUCAUUAAAAAAAGAGGAAUACAAGGGUCCUACUAUACUAUUAACACAUGUUCCUAUGUAUAAAGAAUCCGGAAUAUGCAAAGAUGGCCCGUUAUUCAAUUAUUACGGCAGCGAGUAUAGGAAUGUGCUAAAAGAACAAAAUCAACUUUCGCAAGAAAGCACUAAAAUGGUUCUGGAAUGUGUUUUCAAUUUAGAAUAUGGAGGAGUAAUUCUUACGGGGCACGAUCACGAUGGUUGUGUCAUAGAAUAUGAGCACAAUAAAACUGAAUGGAUCAUUAUAAAUUCAAAAAGUGGUUAUAGGGUUACGAAGAGUACUAUAAUUGGUCCUAAAAUCCUUGAAGCUACUGUUCGAAGUAUGAUGGGCGAAUUUGGAGGUAAUGCUGGUUUACUUUCAGCAUCGAUAGAUCAAAAAAAUCAAUGGAUGUUUAACUACCGACUUUGUCCUUUCCAUGUUCAACACCUAUGGUGGGCAACUCAAGUAAUUACUAUUUUUUCGGCUAUUUUGAUUGCAACAUUUUUUGUUUUCCGUAAACUUAAAUAA